Iphiclides podalirius (scarce swallowtail) is the source of this 219-nucleotide messenger RNA. NCBI's taxonomy places the organism in Eukaryota, Metazoa, Arthropoda, Insecta, Lepidoptera, Papilionidae. The record is from the annotation of a GenBank genome assembly.
AUGGCGUCGAAAGUGGCAGUUGUUACUGGCGCUAAUAAAGGUAUAGGAUUUUCCGUGGUGAAAGGUCUGUGUUCCAAAUUUAAUGGUGUUGUGUAUUUAACCGCAAGGAAUAGAGAAAGAGGAUUAGAAGCAGUGAAUAAUUUAAAAUCAAUCGGAUUAAGCCCAGAAUUCCACAUACUUGACAUGAUGGUAAACACGCAGAGCACAGAGUAUCAAAAG